This is a messenger RNA of Heterocephalus glaber (naked mole-rat), 1702 nucleotides long. It is a transcript of the gene Il18bp, whose product is annotated as interleukin 18 binding protein. The record is from RefSeq and is a predicted model, not a curated record. Gene Ontology annotation, biological process: T-helper 1 type immune response. Gene Ontology annotation, molecular function: interleukin-18 binding. NCBI's taxonomy places the organism in Eukaryota, Metazoa, Chordata, Mammalia, Rodentia, Bathyergidae.
AUGGUUCUGGCCACUGCAGCAACAGUAUCUGCUCAAGAUAAAAGCACUGCCAGGCAACUCAGUCACCGGCUGACCUCUGUGACUGUCCUUUUCUCAGACUCCUCCUCUUUGUGGGUCCUGCCCCACACCGUCACUCUCCUGGCCAGAGCCACACCUACAUCUCAGAUCAUCAUAGCUGCCACUGCCUCAGCUGCGAUCUCAAAAGACCCCUGCCCCUCCUCACCCCCAGCGCUCCCAACAACUGAGCCAUGCCCAGCAUUGGAGGUGAUCUAGCCAGAGGUGGAAAUGCCACUGAAUGAAACACUGACCUUGUCCUGUAUGGUCUGCAGCCACUUCCCUCACCUCAGCAUCCUCUAUUGGCUGGGCAAUGGCUCCCUCAUUGAGCACCUCCCAGGCCAGCUGAGGGAGUGCAGCACCAGCCAGGAGCGUGGGAGCACAAGCACCUGGCUGUGGAAGGCCUUGGUGCUGAAGGAGCUGAGCCCUGCCCUUCGAAGCACCAAUUAUUCCUGUGUAUUUGCAGGCCCUGGUCAGGUUGCCCAGGGUCACGUCCUCCUGGCCCAGCUCUGGGUGAGAAAGAGGGGAGGCCUCCAGAAACAAGAGCAGCUCAGCUUCUGUGUAGGAGAAAAGGGUGGACUCUGCCAGGACAGCCACUAAGCUAAUGCCCACCACUGCCUAAGGCCAGCCUGAGGUCCAAGCAAAAAAGAACUUCAGACUCUGGCAGGGGAGGCAUGGCCUGGAUGAAAGCGACCAGAUGUCCCACCACUCUUGGCUCUGAAUCCUCUGUCCUCAAGUCCCCAGGAUGGGCUGAGGAUAAGCCUGCCCUCUCAACAAGCCCUGCCUUCCAGCCACAGCCCAGGGUCCCUGCUGCCCACAUCAGCAGGGUCAAGUCAGCACAAGCCAGCAAAAGCAUGACCCCGGCCAGAGCCUGGGUCCUACCCACCUGGAGGGGGAGGUCUCCGACAGCCAUAGGCUGUGCAGGCAAGCAGCCCCUUCCCAUCUGCCUAGAAAAAUUUAACUGCCCUUCAGUGCUGCACCCUCUUGCCCGCCCUUCUACUUGUGCCAUUAACUCUUCUAAAGCCCUACGUUUUUUUGGUACUGGGGAUCAAGCUUGGGUCCUUGCGCUUGCACAGCAGGCGGUGAAACCACUGAGCUAAAUCCUCGGCCCUAAAGCCCUACUCUUGUCACACUGCUAUCUUGCUCAGAAACCUUAAGACCUGUCAGUGCCUUAGCCCAGCAUGCACAGGCCCUGCCUAUAUUCCCAGCAUGACUAUCCAGAGGGCUGCAAAGAUCCUUCCUUAUUCCUAGACAGCUCUUACUUCCUCACCAUCCCACCAGGUGAGCCCGGAAGGCUGGGUGAAGAGACAUCUACACUCUGCACUAACUCACGUUGUACAGUUUUUCUCACUGAAAUGAAUUGUCCCAGAGAAAGGAGCAGCGGCUGCUUCUGAUCCCUAAGUGUACCUGUCAUUCUCAACGGGGCCUGCAGUGAGCCCUCAUAAAGGAUUCAUCAGAGGCAUGUGGGUAUCUGCUCAGUCAUUUAGGCCUCAGUUCCUCUCACAGGAGGGAGGGAGGGAGGGAGGGAGGACAGUACAGGAUUGCCACUUAACAGCCAAAGAUGAACCAGAUUCAGAGGAACUCAGGUUCUUUAAAAAAACAGAACAGCAGCCCACAAUUCUCAAGAACUGAGGCCAGAAAUGGAAGG